This is a messenger RNA of Penicillium coprophilum, 978 nucleotides long. RefSeq names its product putative pectin methylesterase (gene pmeA). The transcript has 3 exons. Gene Ontology annotation, biological process: cell wall modification. NCBI's taxonomy places the organism in Eukaryota, Fungi, Ascomycota, Eurotiomycetes, Eurotiales, Aspergillaceae. Gene Ontology annotation, molecular function: pectinesterase activity. Bases 1 to 978 code for a protein of 325 amino acids. The record is from RefSeq and is a predicted model, not a curated record.
AUGCAUCUACACAACCUCCUCCUCACAGCCCUAUCCCUCGGGACGGGUGUUCUGGGCGCACCCGCCGAGUUAGUCACUCGCGCAACUAGAAAUAGUGCCCCCUCAGGCUGCUUGACUGUCGGUUCGGGUGGAAAAUACUCAACUAUCGGCGAUGCCUUGACUGCUCUCGGCUCGUCAUCCGCAGCGGCUUGUAUCUAUAUCGCAAGUGGCACGUACAAGGAACAGAUUACUAUCAAAUAUGCCGGUGCUCUGACUUUGUAUGGUCAGACUGCUGAUACGCAGACGUAUAAGGAGAACACUGUGACUAUCACUCAUACCAUCUCUUCGCCUGAGGCUGGCUCGUUGGAUAAGAGUGCUACUGUGAAUGUUGUCUCUGCUGGGUUUAAGAUGUACAACAUCAACGUGGUGAAUGGAUACGGCACUGGUGCACAGGCUGUUGCCCUCGUUGCCAAUGCCGAUAAACUUGGCUUCUAUGCGUGCCAGUUCCUUGGUUACCAGGAUACCUUGUAUGCCAAGUCGGGAACACAGUACUAUGUCAACUCCAAGAUUCAGGGAUCCGUGGAUUACAUCUUCGGCGAUGCCUCCGCCUGGUUCGGCAACUGCGACAUUGUCUCCAAUGGUCCUGGCUAUAUCACCGCCAGCUCGCGCGAGAAGGCCACUGACACGGCCUGGUAUGCAAUUGACAGCUGCAACAUCAAGGCUGCAUCGGGGGUUAGCGAUGGAACUGUGUACCUUGGCCGUCCGUGGCGAGGACUUGCUCGCGUCAUCUACCAGAACUCCAAGCUGGGUAGUUUGAUCAAUCCCAAGGGAUGGGCGACAAUGGCAGAGGGUGCCACACCAUUCUAUUAUGAAUUUAACAAUUCCGGAGCCGGGUCGGAUACUUCUGCGCGCCUAUAUGAGACUGCGAUCUCGGCUGCGGUUACGAAGAAAACUGUCCUGGGAAGCGAUCAUGCUAGUUGGAUUGACUCGAGUUAUUAA